UGUAAAGUUUUUCAUAAAAGUCACUACUAUAAAUAAGUUUUCCCCUGCUUAUACAUACUCGAAAAAAAUCAUCUCCCACAAAAUCCAAUGGCAAGAAAGAAAACAAAAUUAGCAUACAUAGAAAACCCGACUACCAGAAGAACAACCUGUAGAAAAAGAGUGAAAGGGCUUUUAAAAAAGGCAGGAGAAUUAAAAAUCUUGUGUGAUAUUGAUGUUUGUGUUAUCAUUUACAAUUCUAAGAAUGAUCAAAUCCCUGUGGUUUGGCCUUCUUCUGAGGCUGAAGCCAAAAGAAUUAUCUCUGAGUACCAAUUAAGAUCAGAGUUUUAUCAGUCUCAAAGAAAAGUUGACCAAAAAUCAUAUGUUCAACAAUAUGUAAACAAAGUUAUUGAGAAACUGACAAAAUUACAAAGAAAAAACCGAGAAAUGGAGAUGAAGAAUCUUAUCGGUCAACUUUUUCUUGGGAAAGCUAUAGAAGAAGUUCAACCAUUUGAUAUUGUUGAUUUGCUUUCUGCCAUUGAUGAUAAACUUAAAAUGGUUGAUCAUCAAAUUAAUGUUUUAAAAGAAGUUCAAAAGGUUGAUGAUGGAGUUGGUCCUUCUCAAAUACAUUAUAUGAUCCCUUAAAUUGUGUGCAGGGAGAGCUAUUUUUGUAUUACAAGUUUUUUGUUUAAGCCACCAAUCCAUGUUUGUCAUUGUCUUAAUACAUUCAAUAUCAUAAAUACUGAAUGUUGUUAUUGUUGUCGUGUAUACAAUCACUUAUGAGUACUUUAUGGGUAAGAGCCAAGUAUUUAAUUUGAAGUAGUAUUUAGAAUCAUGAA
This is a messenger RNA of Amaranthus tricolor (Joseph's coat), 815 nucleotides long. Its product is annotated as agamous-like MADS-box protein AGL80. Lineage: Eukaryota; Viridiplantae; Streptophyta; Magnoliopsida; Caryophyllales; Amaranthaceae. Bases 88 to 621 code for a protein of 177 amino acids. The transcript has a single exon. Gene Ontology annotation, molecular function: DNA-binding transcription factor activity, RNA polymerase II-specific; RNA polymerase II cis-regulatory region sequence-specific DNA binding; protein dimerization activity. Gene Ontology annotation, biological process: positive regulation of transcription by RNA polymerase II. The record is from RefSeq and is a predicted model, not a curated record.